Molecule: messenger RNA, 690 nt
Organism: Arctia plantaginis
Lineage: Eukaryota; Metazoa; Arthropoda; Insecta; Lepidoptera; Erebidae
Source: the annotation of a GenBank genome assembly
AUGCAGUUCCAACUUGCUCAGUCAUCAAUCAUCUGUUUGUAUUUAUCAGGAUUAUUUAAAUAUGCGUCCUGUAUUGACUAUGACGGGUGGUUAAACAUCAAAAUAGAGCACUCAAUUAAUUGCAAAAGUGAAAAAUACUGUUCGAGAGGCAAUAUUUCACUAAAGAGUAUUCGUGCAGGUGCAGGGGCAAUAAUAGAUCAAGAACCACUUAGUAAAGACCAUAUCAAAGAGUUAAAGGACUUGGCUGAAAUUGAUGGGUUUUACACAGUGAGGACAGUAGUCACAUCUGGAGAAAACAGUAAAGGAACAGAAUUCCUCUCAUCAGUGAAAGCUGGUUCUUUUCUGGCCAAUGAUUUCUCUGAUGUGAUAAAUGCUUGGGUACUACCUAAUGGAGCUGUAAUUGCUGUCAGUUUUCAAGUUAAUAACUCUUCUCAACUUUUACAAAAACAGAGCAAUGGCCACAAAAUAAAUUCUAGCUUCUAUCUUCGUUAUGUUGAGCAGGCUCCAGUGCCUGACACAGCUUCAUACAUUCAAAAAUUGGAACGUGAAAAGGAAGCUAGAGAAAAAGGGGAAUUGAAGGACAACAGGUCCUUUCUAGCCAAAUAUUGGAUGUACAUAGUACCUAUUGCAAUAUUCGUUAUGAUCUCUGGAGCAGCCAAUCCAGAACCAGCUGCUCAAGGCGCUCGAUAA